Molecule: messenger RNA, 663 nt
Organism: Erigeron canadensis
Lineage: Eukaryota; Viridiplantae; Streptophyta; Magnoliopsida; Asterales; Asteraceae
Product: citrate-binding protein-like
Exons: 2
Coding region: 1-663 (220 amino acids)
Source: RefSeq, a predicted model, not a curated record
AUGAAUUCUCACACAUACAUCGGGUUAUACUUUUCACUGAUCUUUCUAUUCCUAUACAAAGCCGUAGGCUACGAAUCACUUAAUACCACCAUAGGGUUUGCAUCACAACCAUUGGAUAGUUCCAAUUUCGAUAUCCAAAAGCCUUACGAUGUCCCGGUCAGUAGUCGAUACAAAUUUUCUAAUGGAGUCCACAAGCUUUGGGUGAUGAAGUCGGACAAACCUCACUCAAAAGGAAGCAAAACCAGCCCUCGUACUGAGAUUCGAAUUCAAGGUUAUGAUUAUUCCUCGGGUGUAUGGCAAUUCGAAGCUCAAGGAUAUGUGCCACGUGGGACGAAUGGUGUGUGCAUAAUGCAAAUAUUUGGGUCGAAACCACCAACUGCGACAACUACAAUGCUUAUAGUAUCCAAUAGUAAUCUUAACUAUUACACCAACAGCGGCAUUAUUCUUUCUAAUGUAUACAACAAGUGGUUUCGCUUGAACGUUAUACACGACGUGAAAGGCAACACUGUCAAAGUUUACAUAGAUGGGGUUCUUAAACACCAAGGCCCCGGACGUGGCGGAACUUCUCAUUACUUCAAGUGUGGAGUUUACUCAGGAGUGGGCGCUUCCGAUUAUAUGGAAUCUCGUUGGAAAGAUAUCAAAAUCUUCAAAUUGAUCGAAUGA